Molecule: messenger RNA, 1454 nt
Organism: Zophobas morio
Lineage: Eukaryota; Metazoa; Arthropoda; Insecta; Coleoptera; Tenebrionidae
Product: dnaJ homolog subfamily A member 4-like
Exons: 11
Coding region: 92-1285 (397 amino acids)
Biological process (GO): protein refolding; response to heat
Cellular component (GO): cytosol; cytoplasm
Molecular function (GO): Hsp70 protein binding; ATP binding
Source: RefSeq, a predicted model, not a curated record
ACUUUUAAAGCAUAUAAUUGCUUGCUCUUCCAUUUAACAGUUUUGCGCUAGGCCUUAACCUUACAUUAUUUAAGUUGUAUAAUUUAUCCUUAUGGUUAGAGAAACAAAAUUUUACGAAACUUUUGGUGUUUCGCCUAACGCUUCUAAGGACGAAAUUAAAAGGGCAUAUAAAAAGUUGGCUCUUAAGUAUCAUCCUGAUAAGAAUCCAGGCAAUGCCGAGGCUGCAGCUAAGUUUAAGGAAAUUUCAUAUCAAUUUUCUGUUCUUGAAGAUGACAAGAAACGAGCGCUUUAUGAUAAAUUUGGGGAACAGGGUAUAAAGGAAGGAGGUGCAGAUCGUGCGGGUUUUAGCGCCACAGACAUAUUUAGUCAUUUUUUUGGAGGAGUAUUUGACGACGCAAGAGGCCCCCAGCGAUGUGCUGAUGCUGUGCAUCAGUUGGAACUAACUUUAGAACAAUUUUAUACCGGCUGCACUAAGAAACUAGCUAUAAAGAAAAAUGUUAUAUGUUCUUCUUGUGAUGGGAAAGGGGGUAAAAACGUGCGGGAAUGUUCGCAGUGUAACGGACGUGGUCAGGUUACUAUGCAUCGCCAGAUGGGUCCGUUCUUACAGCAAGUCACGACCGCCUGUACUAAAUGUGAGGGCUCUGGAGAGUCUGUUUCUCCCAAGGAUAGGUGUAAAGUUUGUAACGGCAUGAAGAUCACCCAAGAGCGGAAGGUAUUUGAGGUUGUGGUGACUCCGGGCAUGCGGGACAAAGAAAAAAUAGUUUUUGAGGGGGACGGCGACCAGCAGCCCGAUUGCGAACCCGGCGACAUCGUGAUUGUGCUGCGCCAAAGAAAGCACCCCGUCUUUCAACGACAAGACCUGGACUUGCUUAUGGAGGUGGAACUUCUUCUCUUAGAGUCUCUCUGUGGGUUUUCCAAAUUACUUGUCCACCUGGACGGUCGGAAACUUUGCUUCGGAACGAAUCCGGGCGAGGUCAUUGCCCCCGGUUCUUACAAGUGCAUCCCGGAUGAGGGCAUGCCGCAUCCCCGAUAUAGGAGCAACAGAGGCCAGAUCGUCAUCCUCUUUAAGGUCAAGUUUCCCGAGUAUUUACCCCUCGCCAGUGUCGCUGCCAUUGAGUCCACCCUCGGCCCUCGAGAAUCCGACGUGAACAAAACCGUUAUGGAUGCCGCCCAGCGUGUUCAUCUCUCUGAUUACCGACAAUCCCAGAGGAGCAACUCUUAUGAAGAUGACGACGAGAGCGAGCAACGGGGCCGUCACCAAGGGGCCCAGUGCCAUGCGCAGUAGCUUCCGAGUUUAUCUUCUCAGGAGCAUCACACAGGCGGCUACGGGUAUUGAAGGCGACCACAUUUUACUUGCUAUUGGAGCGGAUUUCUUAUUUAAACGCAAUGCGUUUAAUACUAAAUUACUUUGCUAACAAAACCAUCUUUUCCCUAAAAGUAUAUAAAUUAAUAAA